Molecule: messenger RNA, 4122 nt
Organism: Haliotis rufescens (red abalone)
Lineage: Eukaryota; Metazoa; Mollusca; Gastropoda; Lepetellida; Haliotidae
Exons: 7
Coding region: 196-2754 (852 amino acids)
Biological process (GO): negative regulation of apoptotic process; positive regulation of protein ubiquitination; regulation of cell cycle
Cellular component (GO): nucleus; cytoplasm
Molecular function (GO): ubiquitin protein ligase activity; cysteine-type endopeptidase inhibitor activity involved in apoptotic process
Source: RefSeq, a predicted model, not a curated record
UUUAUACACCGACAUUCGUCACUACUCGGCUCUUUCCGUAAGCUAUCGACAAUACGGGUUCGUGUGCAAUGCUCCGGUUCGAGAGUCCGCGUCAUUGUGGGUGUGAUAUUGUGGAGUACAACAACCUAUAUUUGAGUUAUUCGUAUCCAGUGAAAACUGGAGCUGCCUGAACCCUGAUUGUCUGAAACAGACAUCAUGGCACCAAGAAGCGAUGCCGAAGACCUCACUCUGUCCGGAAAAGCAGAUACUUCUGACUCUGGAAUCAUCCAUGAAAGAAUUGAAGACAUACUCACGGAAAGACCUGGUACAAGGAGGCAGUUGUUGCUCAUAACUGGUUACAAUGAACACAUAUUUGACACACAUCGACAUAGCAAGGAUCUGUAUUCAGAUACGUAUGUAGAUCACAUGCCAACAAAAGAAUGUGGAGUGAGAUAUUUUUUGUCAGACGCAUGUACUGCUAGGAGUUAUUUGGAACAAGAUUCGACGGGGGAGUCAGUUAAUUUAAAACAAAGAGCAGCUAGCGAGGCUCAACCUUGUCCUGAAACCCCAAAAGAAAAGGCCCAUGAACGCAGUAAAGGAGAACAGAAGUCAUAUGAAAAUAAAUAUCAAUGUCAUAAAGGUACCACAAACGAACGAGUUAUUCGCAAUUCUUUCUCUUCAAAUCCUAUUGCUGAGCUGCGUGAUCAAAAGGAAAUUAUGAACCCAUCUGUUCAUUCAACCAAACAUUACAAAGCUCCUAUUCUUGAAACGACUGAUAUGAAUGCAUUAACAUCGUUAUCGUUGUGUGGCAGGAAUACAUUAGACACUCAAAUCAGUGUUAAAGAGGAACGUGCAGACAAACUUCAGCAUUCUGAAGAGAAAAAGAAAUAUCUGUUGGAUGCAGUUCACAACGCUGUGCGUGGUGUUCCCGGUGACACUUCUGACAUGGACCAGCCCUCACUGGAUGAAAGAUAUAAAGAAUUUAUUAAAGAUUUGAAAUAUGGGUCAUUUUAUUGUAUGUUAGAAAGAUCAUAUGUUACGACACCUUUUAUUUCUCUUCAUGAUUAUUUCACUGAAAGAGCAACAAAUGAAGCAACAGCACCUGAUGAAGAAAUGAGGUUUGAAGGUUUGCGUUUGAGGUCUUUUCACCAAGUGAACAUGAACGUCUCAUAUCUUCGACUGGCAGCAGCAGGGUUCUAUGCUACAGGUAAUGGCGAUGAGACUCGAUGUUUCAGUUGUGGUGUAACGCACAGGAAUUGGCUUCCGAAGGACAACCCCCAUAACCUGCAUUCCAGGAAGUCUCCAAACUGCAUCCAUGUAACUGGCACUGAUGCAAGAAAUGUGCCUAUUCAAAUGCCAGCAGUAAUCGAUGGAAGUCAUGCGCCACAAGUCAGAAACAGGAGUACUCCAGAGACGAGAGUUUCAGAGAGAGACUCUAACGGGAGUGUCCCUUCUGAACUACUAGGCGCAGUGGGGACAUCAAGGGACAGUUUUAGUCCACCAUCGUAUACAACUCAACAAUCAGGAAUAAAUUGCAAUGACUAUAUACCAGCAUCAAUACCAACAACAAGGUUUGACAGUGCUGUUCAUCCUCAUUACAGCAACAAUGCUCUCCGUCUUCAAUCAUUCCAGCUGUGGCCGGAAGGGCACAGUCAACAACCUGAAGACCUUGUAAACGCGGGUUUUUUCUAUGCAGGUUACUCUGACUGUGUGCGCUGUUAUGUCUGCGGUGUUGGUCUGAGGACGUGGGAGGAGGGGGAUGACCCCUGGGUGGAGCACGUGCGCUGGAGGUCAUCUUGUGCCUAUGUAGAAGCCGCAAGAGGGAUGACCUUCGUUAUUCAGACACUGGCUGCCAUUGGAAGGCCCAUGCGGGCUAAACCUUCUCAUCAACAUCAACAACAGUCAAUAAAUAACGUGAAAACACCGAACAGUUCUGAAGAUGAUAUUAUAAGGACUGAUGCAUGUCAAGAAGCAUUGAGGAUGGGAUUCAGUCCUAAAGAGGUUAGAUCUGUAGCUCAAGCAACUAUGAGAAAUGGAGGAACACUAGAUGUUCUUCUGGAGAAUAUUCUGGCCAUUGAUGGAGAUGCUUCCGGACAGACUGCAUCCGCUCAAGGGGGAGAUGAGGUGAGCAUCCCUCAGGUUCAGAUACAGAUUGGAGGAAAGGAAUGUGCAGAGGGCAAUAUGCACAGUCAACCAUCAGUUAGCACGCAUAAAGAAGUAUCAAGAAUCCAACAGCAACCUCUGGAGAAAAGACAUGCAAAUGCAAAUCAAGACAGUGGAUAUAUGUCAGAUGGAGAACCACAAGACGCCCGGGCACCAACGCAACAUGCACCACAUUGUGUCGUAACUAGCCCACAGACAUCAGAAAGGGCGACUAUGGGUUACAAUAAUCAUACGUCUGAAAUGAUAUCCGGAAACAUAGUUCCUAGCGACCAAGAUGGAAGGGACAAUGACUCAAAGGCUGCAGUGAAUGGUUUCUUGAAUUUGCCAGUUACCAGACAAAGAAAGAUUGGACAGAGGAUAAAUGAACAUGAAAAAAACAAGGAUAAAUUACUGGCUACGAAAAAGGAGACCCAGCAGCUUAAAGAGUCGAGUGUGUGUAAGGUCUGUCUGGAGGACCCUGCCAACAUCGUCUUCCUUCCCUGUGGACAUCUGGUGGCCUGUGCCGAGUGCACACCUGCUCUAGAUCGUUGCCCAGUCUGCAGGACACACAUCCGGGGGACUGUCCGUGUCCAUCUGGCAGACAUGGCUUCUCGAGAGAAAGAAAUUGAAUAACUCAAUGUGAACUGAAAUCAAAACCAAAGGAUUUUUGCACUUAAUUUACGUCGUCUCCAUCACCUUUCGGAAUGUCUCAACUGCUCACCUGCCAUCGAACGUUGUCCAAUCUACAGAACCCACAUCAUAUGGCAGAGAGUGUUUCUUAAGUGCAGCUGACACAACCAUGUCUACGGGUUGAUGAUGAAAUAACGACAAUUCCACCUUUGAUCUAGCUAUUUUAGUUCUGUUCUUUUUGACGAAGCCAUACAGACAGAAAUGAAAAAAUGUCAAUAGAUUUGCAUGAAUAGUGAGCAGAGAAAAUAGAAUACACUUUGUCUCAUAUACCACAAAACCCCUUUAGCAUAUGCAUACCUGGUAGUUGUCAUUUGACACAUGUGGCACCAGGAUAUGGUGUUAAUAUUCAUAUUUUGAUUGCUGGAAACAAACUAGGAUUGUGAACAGUGUCAUCUCUGCUAUGUACUUACAUUAUAUGAUUUGCUUAUCAUACAAACAACAAGGGGGUAUAAGGCAGCGUGAUUCGCUGUACAGAGUUGCGUCCCUUGAUUGUUGGGUCGAAUUCCGGUUCGCCCCGAUUAUGUUUCUAGAUUUGUCAGUACCAUAUCCGUGCUCGUGAGUUUCACCAAAAUGGUAAACGUCUGAGACCUGCAUCACUUCGGGCUUUCCUCCUAUAUAUACAGAAUAUAUAUCCUAUCCUUUUACAUGUACAUCUAUAUUAUUUGCUAAACUCAAAGAAGCAUAAGUAACAUUGGUAGGAGUUGCAGAUGCAAUAUAUCAAGACAUAUGUCUAUAAUUGCAAAAGUGAUGCACAAUCGCCAGAGUAUUUUUGUCGACUUUAAUGAAGUGAAUGAAAAGUUUGUCGUUGCUGCAGUGAUGUAAAUGUGUAAAAGCAUAGGCAGCGGUCAAAGGUCAACGAGAGAAAAAAUCACAAAACUGGCAUUUUGAAAACUUUGUUUGUGUGCUGCUGUGGCGUAUGUGUAUUUAGAUCUUGUCAUCAGUGUAAUAAUUACUGAACUGAUAUAGCAUUGAUACAUCAGUUAUAUCUUCACUAUAUACAAAUAUACAAUAUAUGUCAACAGAUUUACAGAUCAGUGACUUCAGUUAAUAAGGAUACAGGACAGGGUUCAAGUUGCUGUUAUUGCUUCAAGCUUCUUUAAUGGUAUCUGUUAGACCUACUUACGCUGUAUAAGUCUAGCUGCUAAUUUCUUACUUUAAAUCAAUCCUUAAUUCUUUGUUUUCAGUAAUAGCCUCCUACUUUGAUCCAUUGUGUGAUAUGAGUGGUCCUAAUUGAGUAUUGCUAAUUUACCUUGUUAUAAGUGUUGUAUCUUGAUUGUUAUUUCCUGGUGUUAAUAAAUCAUUUAACUAUCA